This is a messenger RNA of Papaver somniferum (opium poppy), 1089 nucleotides long. Its product is annotated as F-box/kelch-repeat protein At3g06240-like. The coding region runs from base 1 to 1089 and encodes 362 amino acids. Gene Ontology annotation, molecular function: protein binding. Lineage: Eukaryota; Viridiplantae; Streptophyta; Magnoliopsida; Ranunculales; Papaveraceae. The record is from RefSeq and is a predicted model, not a curated record. The transcript has a single exon.
AUGAGAAACCAUUUUGUUUUGAAUUUGCUCAACAAGGGAGCAACGUCUAAGCUUCCAGAAAAUGUAAUCAUCAACAUACUUGUGAGGUUACCGGCAAAGUCAACAUUACGAUUCAGGUGCGUAUGCAAGCAAUGGCUUAAGUUAACUAGUGAUCAUGAUUUUAUUAAACUGCACUUCGAAAUUGCUACUGAAAAUGGAAACUUAAGACUCAUGGUUGGUAGAGAAAACAUGUAUUCUACAAAUUUAGGUUCAAUAUUUCAUAAUGUAAAUCGUUCAAAAAAAAUAUUCCAUAAGGAAGUUCUGGAGAUCGAUUACCCGUUCAAAGCUAGACGUUGGGGGAUGUCUGUAGUGGGUUCUUGCAACGGGUUGCUUUGCGUAGCUAAUCUUGCACAGCAGAUUUGCAUUUGGAACCCGUUAACAAACAUGUACAAAGUAGUAUCAUCAUUGUCUCUUGACGUACUGGGUUGUCAUGGUAACAUUCUUGGAUUCAAAUAUGGAUUUUGCUAUGAUUCUCAUGCCGAGGAGUACAAAGUUGUAAGAAUUAUUGAUCUCGAAUAUGAUUUUUCUGUAAUUGAGGUCUAUGUAGAGGGAUCGAAUACAUUUGAAGCGUAUACACGCAUACCUUUUAGCUUUACUUUUGGAGAUGUAUUCGGGGUGCUUGUAAAUGGAAAUCUUCAUUGGAUAGGAAAUCAUCGUUCUGGAUCAGGGAGCCUUAUACUUGCAUUCCGUAUUAGAGAUGAAUCAUUUGCGGAGCUGCCACUGCCAGAAAAUGUGAAAGAUCUGUCGCGGGUUUCGAUUGGUGUAUUGGGUGGGGAUCUUUGCUUAACGGACUAUCGUCCUCAUACGUUCAGUAUUGAUGUAUGGGUAUUGAAGGUAAGCGUACGUGGAGAAACCAGUUCUUGGAGUGUAUCCCUAACGAUUCACUUACCAUUUACUACGGCAUCGCUAUCAUUGGUCGGUGUGAAGCUGCUACAUUCCUUCAAGAAUGGCGAAAUUUUGCUCAGGAGGGAUGCGAAUACCUUGCUACUAUAUCACCCGACGGACGUCGAGCCUAGAAUUGUAAAGAUCCGUGGCAUUCCUGAUGCGUAA